AUGGCUACCUGUAAGCUCAUUCCAAGCCCAUGCGACAGAUGCAGUAGCAGCAAAGCUAAUAUUGAACCAAUAAGACCACAUGACGGCCGAAACAUCACGGUAGAGCAGUUCGGCAAAGCCGUCUCCGAAGGCCUCAAUAUGGACCCCUCAAUCGGCACGUUGCCUGCGCGCGUGCUUACGCUUGCCUUGGGCCGUGGUACCCUUGACCUUGAGGACCUCAAUACACCCGGUCUUCUUCAGCAUAUCGCCUCCUUGUCACGCGAUGACGUAACGCCUACAGAGGCGAACAUCGCCCAGGUCCCUGCCCGGAUAUCUGCUCUGCUAGACGACAGCCCAACAGACUACCUAGACAUUACGUCUCUCGCAAAAAGUCGCGUCCGUGUCGAGAAAUUAUCUGCGCCAGCGCGGAUACCACCACAGCAUGACGCAAUAGCGCUUGGAGAGGCUGCCCUGUUGCUAAUGAUGAUGAAGGAAGGUCCAGUGCCGUCUGCUUUCAGCCUGCCCUUUAUACAGACGUGGAAAGCGCCCAAAGAUCGUGUAAAGGUGUGGUUAACAGAGGAGAGACUGCCUGAGGAGUUGGGGUGGACGCGUUCAGAGCGAACCCUGAGCACGCUGGACCUCGUACCGGUUGUGGCCGCUAUUACGGCGCGAAAGGCAGCAUUGGGUAUACUGGGUUAA
Beauveria bassiana ARSEF 2860 is the source of this 678-nucleotide messenger RNA. RefSeq names its product chloroperoxidase-like protein. Gene Ontology annotation, molecular function: peroxidase activity. NCBI's taxonomy places the organism in Eukaryota, Fungi, Ascomycota, Sordariomycetes, Hypocreales, Cordycipitaceae. Bases 1 to 678 code for a protein of 225 amino acids. The record is from RefSeq and is a predicted model, not a curated record. The transcript has a single exon.